UGACUCGUUAGCGUUGUACCAGAGUGAGCUGCAGCCUAGCACUGCUGCUCAGGGAUAACCGGUUUUAACCCAUGUACCGUUAGCUGUGUCGUAGCUGUGUAUAGCACUAAGGUAAUGUCUGAAGUAGAUGUUCGUGCGGCUGCUCCAUCAUGAUAACUUGCCAGUUAGACCCGUCGAUAAUCACCGUAAAGGGGCUAAUAUCCCGGGAAAGCUCGAACUGCGGGCAGCGCGGCCCUGAUGCGGUUGGAUAUCCGACAUACAGGAACUUGAGGAUGGGAGCAGGUGGAGGGCAAGCGUCUUUAAGGCAAAGUCAACCAAGGAAAUUUCCUGUUAUACAACCUUUGAGCAAGUCCAGGGACGCGAAACCUCAGCUGACUGGCUUCAUAAUUGGAGGGACGCCUACUUUAACCAAAGAUGACAAGCUGGAGUUGCAAAACACCAACCCAGAGAGGGAUCUCAGCGGGAGGCGCUUUCUGUUAGAUAGAAAAUGUGUGAUGUUAGAGAGGACCAAAACUGUGAUUCCUCCACUGCCAAGAGACUACCAUGUGCACAGACCUGGUAACCUCCCAUCCUUCAGCCUCUCUAAGGAGCUUUCCCACAGCCACACAGGGCGACCCUUCACCCUGGGGUACCCUGAAAGCUAUAAACUGAACACAAAUCCAGCCGUCCUCAUUCCCUCAGCUUUAGUCCUCAGUGGCAGAAACACCUUUUCGGUUGAGAACUGCAAGCUUGGCAGGCCCAAGGUGAAAUAUCCAUCGUUCAACGUAAUGACUGUUAAAAACAAUCAGAAAAGCCAGUCCUAUCCGGACCCAAUAGCUGGAGCCUCUCGCUCUUACAUCCACAGGAUAUCUGAGCUGUCCUCUCUGGAGGGCGAGACGGUGAGGCAGGAAAAGCUCAAGAAAAUGAGAAAACCUCGAAAGACUCCAUCCUGACAAUCACCUCCUUCCCAGUCACACUGGUCGAGGUUAAAAACAUUCGAGUCUGUGCCAACGACGGAACAGAAUAAACCACUUAGGGCGCCAUGUUCA
Pundamilia nyererei is the source of this 1028-nucleotide messenger RNA. It is a transcript of the gene cunh8orf89, whose product is annotated as chromosome unknown C8orf89 homolog. The record is from RefSeq and is a predicted model, not a curated record. Lineage: Eukaryota; Metazoa; Chordata; Actinopteri; Cichliformes; Cichlidae. The coding region runs from base 150 to 932 and encodes 260 amino acids. The transcript is spliced from 7 exons.